ACAACACCACACCACCCGAAUGUAUCCCCAUAACUCGUGAGCCAUUUGGUUUUCAUAAAAAAAUAGAUAUGUAUAUAUAUUAAUUAAUAUAUAUAUAUGCACACGUGUCAGACGAGGUUACAGUAAAAAUAAAUGAGUCAUUGGGAGGAUUGAUUCGCCGGUGAAAGUGAAUUCGCAAAAUAAUGAAAAAAUAUAUUAAUUUUGUAAAUUUGAUGAUCGUAAUAAUCGCGACUGAAGUGUUAAUGUAAAAGUGAAGUGGACAGCGCAAAAGCCAAACAUUUUUUUUUUGUGAAUUUGUUAAAGAAUACGCCAUUUUGUGCUCCAUUUUUCGCCUGAAAAAUCGCCCACAUUUCCCGAUUAUUCUACAUCAAAUAUUGUUGAUGUGUGAUUGUUAAUUUUGGCACCGAGAUUUUAAUCAAUUGUGGAGGAAGAGUUGAGAGGAAUAAAUUAUUUUCCUCGUCGAAUUUAUUCACACGGUGACACAGGAGUGUCCACGAAACAAGAGACAACAGUACGAGUACAGGAACGAGAGGGGGAGCACCAACACUAUUUCAACAAUUCUCCCACUGUGACGUUAUUGGAUGUGUAUGUGUAUGAGGGAAUUGGGGGGGAGAGGAGUGGUUUAGUUGUUGCCUUUCAACGUGAGAUAGUUUUGCGAACACCAACGGGCAAACACCGGGGGAUAAAAAAAAAUCUGAGCUUUGAACUUCUAUCAGAUGAACGAAAAAAAUAAAUAAAAAAAAAUCCCUAACUCUAAUUAUGUUUAAAUUAUUUUUGUAAAACAAGAAGAGAAAAAAAAUCAAUAGCAGAGUUACGAAGUUCAUCCCGUGAAAACUUGUGCUGAAAAUUUUAAGUGAUUUUGUGAAGUGAAUUGAAAAACAUUUUGUUUUUAUCGCCCAUUUAUCCAAAUAAUUAUUCGACAAUUUUUAUCAGUUCAACUGAUUAAUAUUUUUUGAAAAUUUAUUUGGAUGUGAAGACACACCCUUGAAGGAUUUUCACGUAUCAUUCCUUCCUUAUCGCCCGAUAUCUGCAUCCUCCCAGUGUUAUAAGCCUCCCCCUUCUCCUCAACCCUCGUCACUCACUUUAUCCCAUUCCGGGGCGAUCAUCACGCCACGAGAGUCUCUUCUCUGCUGCAACGUGUGUUUUCACCAUAAAAAAAAAUUUAUAAAUUCCCUGAAAAAGUUAUUUUAUAUUAUUUUAUACAUGAACAAAUACAACAGUUAUCAUCGAAUGAAGUACCACAACUCCAACAACAUUGAACAACAUCAAAGUGAUACCAAGUGCAGUGUUAAAAAUCAAAAAAAUCCCACCCCAAUUAUCACAACCAUCGGCUUAGUAAAUUGAGAAAAUUGUGAAGUUUAUAAACCAGCAAUUGUAUUAUUCUUAUCAACGAUUACAAGAAAGCAGAUAAAAAAAAAUUUCAAACAUGUCGGUGAGAAUGGAAAAUGUCGCGCAACCGAGGAAGCUUAACUACAAAAUGAUGGCUACAAAUGGGCCAAGACCGACUUACGCGGGUGCCAAUAAUGGUAAUGCGAGUAAUGCCGGUGGUGGUGUGGGAGUUGGUGUAGGACCUACGGCUGGUGGGCAUGGACUAAAGGGGAGUGCUGGUGGUGGACCCCGUGGUGGUAAUCCGGUACCGUACCGAGCAAGUGGUGCUGGAGCCUGGGGCGCUGCACCAUCGCAUGCAGCAGCCGCUGCGGCUGUUACUGCUUAUGGAUCAUAUCCUAGAUAUCCAACUGCGGCUGCAGCAGCAGCACAAAUGCCAGUUGGACAACAAUUACCGUCAAACGCUAAUCCUUACGCUGCGACUGCUUAUACACAGCAUGCAUCAUACGGAGGACAAAGAGUACCAACGGCUUCGUCACCAGCAAAUACAAACAGUAGUUCCAGCAGUGCAACUGGCAGUCAGAGUGGCACAAUGAGUACGAAUCUUAGCAACAAUGCAAUGCAGGGACAACAGCCAGAACAAUUGUCGAAAACAAAUCUAUAUAUUCGUGGGCUGAGCCAAAAUACAACGGACAAAGAUCUCGUCAACAUGUGUUCUCAAUACGGAACUAUAACUUCCACAAAGGCGAUUCUGGACAAAAAUACAAAUAAAUGUAGAGGUUAUGGCUUUGUAGAUUUUGAGUCACCGGUGGCGGCAGAGGGUGCCGUGAAAGCACUGGUCGCCAAGGGCAUCCAAGCACAGAUGGCGAAAGUGGGUAUCUGGUUGCAUCGUAGACUGGCCAGUGUACGUUGGUUGUGCAUGCAACAACAGGAGCAGGACCCGACCAAUCUUUACAUCGCUAAUUUGCCGUUAAAUUUCAAAGAAAAUGAUGUUGAGGGACUUUUGGCGCAACACGGACAAGUGAUAUCGACUAGGAUAUUGAGAGAUACCUGUGGACAGAGUAAAGGAGUCGGAUUUGCUAGGAUGGAAUCUAAAGAAAAAUGUGAACAAAUAAUCUCCAUGUUCAACGGUAAAGCACUGGCAGGCUCCAAGGAUUUACUUUUGGUGAAAUUUGCUGACGGAGGAAAUAAAAAGAAACCUUACAAGAGUUCUUUGUGGCGAGAAACUGGAGAGGCUUUGGCAUUGAAUUAUGAUCCGUCUACCGUGAGACAAAAUGAAAGUAUAAUAGCUCAGAUAUUACCAGCUGGAGUGGCACAGUAUAAUCGUCAUUACGGUCAAGCAGUGUCCGGUUAUACAGUACCAGGCACCCCGUGGGUCGCCCCAUACGUUUUGCAAACAGGACCGCCGCACAUGCAACAGGUUGACAUGAUGCCAUCGGCUGAUCCAAGCAAUCCACAGUACAGUAUGAUUCCACAGCUUACUACGCAAAUGUCGACGCUUCAUCUUGGAACAAACUACAUCACGGCAAGUCCACAUCCAUACUCCUUCCCAACUUACCCAGCGCCAAGCAUCAUCCACACGAUGCCACUUGGUGAUUCCGAGCAGACAAGUAAUGCAGCAUCGCCAGAUGAUUCUUAUCAACAAUACCAGGCACAGCAGCCCAAGUAGGCAACAGUUUAUAGGUACGAUUACACCGAAGCAUACAUAAGUUAGGGCAGCAGACGAAGAGCAUGAAGAGUCAUUACGCUGGAAAGAUGAAGUAAAAAAUGAAAAGAAUCGAUUGUACACACAAAAAAAAAUUUACGAAUUUUUUCCUUCUCGAUAACAAAAUAUAUAUAAUUCAAUGAAAAAUUGAGGAUGAAAUAAAAGAAUGGUGCAUAGAAUGAUUUUUUUCCGUGUAAGAGUAAAACAAUACUGAUGAGAGAGGAGGAGAAAAUGUUAUGAAAAGAGAAACUUGCCAGCCAUCUUUUAUACAUUUUACCAAGGAGAAAAGAACAAUAAUAGUUAAAUGGAAAAAUUCACAGGAGUUAAGGUAGUAUGAAAGUAGUUGAUAUUUUGCAACAAGUAGGUAAAAGUUAUGACAUGAAAAAAUAAAAGGAGAAAUAAAUAGAAAAAAAAAUUGAAAAUGAACCAUGAACGAUUUGAAACAACAAUUGGCGUCAUCGUUUUCUUUUUUUUAGCAUUAUUAUUGAUUGAUUAGUUCAUUGUUUUUUAAUUUUUUUUGUCGUAUUGGUCGGGAUUUAAACAAAAUAAAAUUCGAAGUUAAAUCAUUGAAUUCACGAUGAAAUUGUCGAUUUCAUGAUGACGAUAUGCUUCCAGGAUAAAUUUAAGUAUUUACGCGUUUACAAUGAGAAAAAAAUAUUGAAAUAAAAAUGGAAAUAAUUCAGGAAAGUGUGAAUGACAAAUGCGUGGAUUACAUAUUUUACAAAAGGAAAGGAAGGCUAAAUCAUGUAAUUAAUUAAAGAAAUGAUAAUGCUGCUCAGACGUUGGUUAGAUUCAACAGUUUUCCAUUCUUCCCCAAAUUUAAAAAGGUAGAAAGACAAAAUUAAAAAAUACAAAAAUUCAGAAAAUUUGUCUUUUACAAAAUUUCAUAAUUUUUGUAUUUUGCAUGGAGUUUUUCAUUUAUUUUUUACAACUGCAAUUUGAAUGAGAAGAGGAAUAAGGUCAAAUGGUACUAAAUUCUGGGGACAGAAGUAUUUUUAUUAAUUGAGUAUUUUUUUUAGAAUGGGAAUUGAAUAAUGUUUUUAUAAAAAUCUAAAUUUUCUUACUCCAUUUUUUUUUACUCUGUUUCGUUUUGAGUUGAGACAUUCCAAAUUAUCACCCUACUUUUUAUUUUAUUCUUUAUUCCUGUAUCGAAGUGGUAAAGGACUAGUGGUGAGUCGAGAUUCUUCAUGUACAGUACAUUUUGCGAAGAUUUGAAUAUUAAUUCAUAUCUUGGAAUAUCGCAGAAUGAAUUUUUGUUGACUAUAGGAUUAUCUGCAGAAAAGUCUGAACAUUUUUCCUUGCUAUCCACUAGUUCUACGGAUAUUGACAAAUCAAUUUGCAACAUCUUGAACCAUCUUCUCCGCUCUACUCUCCUUAAUUAUCAAUUUUAUUUAUUCAUUUUCGGGGGAAACAGGAAGGAAUCUGAGGAGGAAAAAGCGGAAGUUGUAAACAAAAUGAUUAUGACCACUGGGAUAAAAGUCAUUGAGAUGAAAAAAAAAAAUCAUUUUUAAUUGUACAGUGAAAUAACAUAUUUUUUUUUAUCAUCGUGCCUUUUCAGAUAAAUACGAAGAGAAACGGAAGAAAAAAAAUAUGAAAAAUUCUAUCAGACUUGAGGGAAAAAUCUAGUACCUAAAAAAUUAAGGUGACUAACGAAAUAAGGAAGCAAUGAGGAAACGGGGGAAAAAUAUAUUUUUACCAAUUGUUGAAGAGAAACGAAAUAAGAACUAAAUCGAGAAAUUAACAAUGAAAAUUCUCGAAGAAAUUUUUCGAUAUCAACUUUCUAACUUCCAAUUUUACGUAAUUUUUUAACUACUUUUCAAUAAUUUUAUUUAUUUAUCAAUUUAAAAAAAUAAUAAAUACGACAUGUAGAUUUUUUACGGUAGAAUUUACAAGGAAUUCGGGUAAAUUGUGGUGAAAAUUAAAAUAAUCAGUCGGAAGAAAAUUAACAAGUUCAAGACUCUUAGAAAAUGAUAGCAGUGAAAGAUAAGAAUAAAAAUUAGGGAUAAAGAGAUCAACCUUCUCUUCUUCCUCCUCCUCAUCCCUCAGCUAUAGAAAAAAACGAACUGAAAUCAUUCGAUAUCAACAAACAAAUCGAUUGCAUCACUAAUCAAGCCGAGGGAUUUCCCUGCAAAACCCACAGAAAGGACAAAGAAAUCAUUGAUAAGCAAAGAAGAGUAAUUAAAGCUUUCUACCAAAUAAAACAAUCGAGUUUUUUCCUUGAACCGAAACUCGAUGAAGACAUGAUUUUUGUAUGAUUGCAAGAGUGUGUGAAUGAUUGAUUAGAACGCGAUAGUGAGAUGGGGAAAAAAUAAUAGUCUAGAUAGUUUUCUCGAAUGUUAAGGAGAAGAAUCGAAAGAAAAAUUAUUGAUUAUCUGUCAAAGAAUUCUUAUGAUUUCUAAAAGUUAGUGAAAAAAAUGAACAAUUGAGAAUAAAAUGGAAUCAAUUUUCGUACAUCAUCUAAAGUAUCUCAAAAAAUACAUAACUUGAAAACAUGAGGCUGCACUCAUUAUGGAAGCAGGAAAAUUUCUGCUGAGAAAACCCUGAAUAAUAAAUUCUGGAUUCACAAUGUCCAGUAACUUCCGCUAUUAUGACCAUUAAAAAUAUUCAUGGAGCAGGAAUUUCACUGAAUAUCGAAUGCGAUCCAUACUAAUCUUCUACCUCUCACCGUUUUCAUGAUUCAUGAGAUAUUAACUGAGAUAUGGAUAGAUGAAACAAUGAAACAAAUACCAAUAAUGGUUUUUCUAGUUUUUUGGACUAAUUAUGAAUGUCAACUAUUACUCUAUGAUAAGACAAAUAAGGGGAUAUGAAUCGUGAAAAAAAAAGUCACCAAACAUCUUUAAGGAUAGAAAAAAAAGGGAGAACAAAAAAUAGAAAAAAAACGUAUGAAAGAUUUUUACACUGUUGAAUCUUGAAGUAAAUAAUAUAUUUAGUUUAUUUUGGUACAUCACAAUUUGAUCGUGUAUAUGGGUAAUGAACGAGUGAUAAAGUUUGAUCGACUGAGAGACAUUUAAAAAGUUAAUUAGAAAAAAAAAAUAAUUUAAAAAACAAAGAUGGAAGAUGAGAAAUCAAUGGAGAAAGAAAAGAGUGUCGAAAUAUUUUUUAAGGUACCGAUUAUUGUACUCGUGUAUGAGUCAUUUAAAUGGUAAAUUGAUGAUGAUUAAGAACACAAAGAGAUGACGAAGUGAUGAUGGAAAGUGGAGUCAAUGAUGUAACGUAAAAAUAAAUGUAAACGACUAAUUCAAAAUCCUGAGACUGCAAAAAAAAAAUGAAUAAAUAACAAAACGACUGCGUCAUGUGAGAUAAAUCUAGGAGGUCUUAGAAAAUGAUAUAAAGAAACAAAACAAAUGAUUAAAUUCUCAUGUGAUUGAAUAGUAAAUUUUUGCAGAAUUUUACUAAAACGAAAAGUAAAAACAAAUCUAGAGAUCUUGUAAUAAACUUAAUUGUUAAUUGCGACGACCAAAACGAGUUUUUUUGGUGUUUGAAACGGGGGCAAAUGUAGACUUUGACUGGAAUCGCAAAGAACAAUGUUUUGUCUUUUUCAAGACAAAUAAAAAGCAACAAACAAAAUACUAGAGAUUGGAUUAAUGGAUGAUGACGAUGAUAAAACGUCUCUUACUGUAUAGGAAAAAAAAGAAGAUAAUGACGAUGAAUUUUUGCGAGUAGCUAGGGAUCUUAGAAUAAUUUAUAAAUGAUAAAUGAAAAAGCAAGAAUAAUUUUGUUUUUUAAAAAUUAGAUUCUAAUAAGUAAGAAAAUGCCUAGAUUUUAAGGAUUAUGUAUAAGAUAGAUAGAAUUUAGGAUGUAGUUAGAAUAACGACUGCCUCCUCUUUAUUCGUUAGAAUGAAAAAAAAAAUGAAAAUAUAUACCCGUUUCUAUGAGAAUGGACAGGCAAAAAUCUGGCAUGGUUCGUUUUAUGGAAUUGUUCAAUUUUCUAAGCCAUUCUCUAGAUACUUUUUUUAAUUUAUGGGCGGGUAUUUUUUUUUUGUUAGAUAUGUGAGAUUUGAGGCAUGUUUUGUGAAUUGGGGAACGGGAUUUUAAUGAAGAAUGGAGAUGGCGAAACCGUUCAGUCUAUGCACCUAGGGCCCGUCAUGACUGACUGGUUUUUAUUUUAUGAAUAUAUUAAUGUGUUCUGAUAAGAAAAAGUUAUCUAUGCUUAGGUAAAGUCCCUCGAUAUUCGACAAAAAAUCAUCAACUAUAACCAAAUUUCAAGCCCCCCCCCCCUAAACUUUGAAAAAAGAGAAUUGUUUUUCUUUAGAACCCUUGCCAAUGAUGUCAGUGCAAUGAUGGUAUAAAUUUUUUUUAAUAACAUCUGAAAAAUGAGUUGCGUAUUUGGAUUCCAUUGAUUGGAAAUGGCACAAAAAUUUGAUAAGAAAAGCUCUCUUUCAAGCUGAAACUAAAACUGAUUGAAAUUUUAAAGCAAACCAAUAAGCUAAUUGUCAUUGCGCAUUUGUACACUUUAAGGGCAUAUGAUUAUGCCCUUACUAUUUAUGGGGCACCUCUAACGACCACACGUAGCUGUCGUCUUUUCAAUCGCAGUUUUUUCCUUCCGAUUUAAACAAUUUUAUGAAAGAAAUACCAAUAUAUUGCAAAUAAUAUUCUAGCGAUAUCUUCGUCUUAAUGGAGCACAUCGAUAUAAAUAGACGUGUUUUACGUACAUUAUUAUUUCAUUAAUGAAUAAUUAGUUGAAUCUAUGAAGGAAAUCGUACACAACAAAGUACAUUUUUCAAGCAUAUAAAAAUGAAAGAGGAACAAAGAACUGUUGUUGGCUGUGCUCCGCGGGUCGGGUGCUUGGGCUGGUCGGCGAUGAUAAUUUUCAUUUCUUCAAUAAUUUUAUCAUGGUGUGAUGAAAAUUUUAUUUUGUGUACAUUCUAAUGAAUGAAUUCACAGUGAGAUGGUGAAAUGGAAUAAGAAAGUGCUCGGCAAAACAUACGCUCGAUGGUAGAACUUUUUCAAAUAACUUAUCCAAUAAUUUCUAAUUGAAAUUAAUCAUCAAAUCACCUUCUCUCUCUGCGUUUCCUCACUUCACUAUAAAAUUAGAGAAGAAAAAUUCAUGAAUAAAUAAUUUUUGCUUCGAGUUUUAUUCUUUAUUAGAGUAAAUAAAAAAAUAGGAUUCACGAUGAAAGUUUACUUUCGAGGUGAAGAAAAGAUAAUUGAGGAGACAGAAUUACUUUAGGAAAUGAACAUGAAACAAGAAAAAAAAACAUGAAAAAAACCCAAUUUUGUAGAUUCUAGAGUCCAUUGAGACGUUAGUCCUUAGGUUUUAAGGUUUAAAAAGGUAGUUAAAGGUAAACAGAACCGAGAGAAAAAAUUAUCGAAAACUUAAAAAAAAAACAUACAUUAAAAAAAGAUUAAGGAAUUUAAGUGAAGUGUAGGGUGUUUUUAAGUAAUGUUUAAGAUGCGAGAAUGACUAGGAUUAAUUAAAAAAAAAUUUCCUUUUCGAUUGUAUGUGAAAAAAAGAGAGAGAUAGAAAUGAGUGGUGGAGGGAAUCACAGGAGAGAUGAACAUACGGCUUAAGAAUUUUAUUCUAUUGAAAAUAAGAAAGAAAGACGAUGUGAUGAUGAAUUAAAGACUCCUACGGUCGUUAACGGCUUUCGUUUCAGUUUCUCUUCGAUGAAAAAUUUAAAAAAAUAAAUAAACCUGGAAAAUGAUGUUGGAUGGGUUAAAGACGAAGUGAAAGAAGAAAAUAAUUACAUAUUCUUCUCUGCGAAUAUUUUUAUUCGCGACUGAAACGAUGCUUAUACGGCAAUUAGGCAGGAGACUCUUUGUACAGUCUUUUUCCUUUUUUUUAUUAUUAAAAAAACUUUUCUUCUUCACCUCUUUUAUUUUGUUAUUUUUACGUAAUUCAUUGUUUUUAAAAUAAAAAAAAUGAAAAAAAAGGAAUAGAGAGUAGAUUUGUUGCAGAGAGACCGGAUGAGUGGAAGAGUGUUUCUAGAUUUUAAGGAAAAAGAUGGAGUGAUUAAUAGCGAAUCUUUUUAUCUUUUUUUUUUUUGACAAGAAUAGACUUGUAGUAAAAAUGACAAGGAAAGAAACAAAAUGAA
This is a messenger RNA of Diachasmimorpha longicaudata, 9066 nucleotides long. It is a transcript of the gene shep, whose product is annotated as protein alan shepard. Gene Ontology annotation, cellular component: nucleus; ribonucleoprotein complex. Gene Ontology annotation, molecular function: mRNA binding. Bases 1427 to 2995 code for a protein of 522 amino acids. The record is from RefSeq and is a predicted model, not a curated record. The transcript is spliced from 11 exons. NCBI's taxonomy places the organism in Eukaryota, Metazoa, Arthropoda, Insecta, Hymenoptera, Braconidae.